This is a messenger RNA of Haemonchus placei, 1050 nucleotides long. The record is from the annotation of a GenBank genome assembly. Lineage: Eukaryota; Metazoa; Nematoda; Chromadorea; Rhabditida; Trichostrongylidae.
CUCCGAGAUGUCGAUGCUGAACUUGAAUCGUUAUACUAUGUAGAUGAAGGCUCACGGUCACGACAUAAACUUAUCUUUACGGGAAAGAAAAAGUUCAAUCAAGAUCCUGUGCGGGGCAUCGAAUACCUUACUGAUCGAGGACUCUUAAGUCGACAACCAAGCGCUAUAGCUCAAUGGUUAUAUAAGGGUGAGGGGCUUUCGAAAACAGCCAUAGGUGAACUUCUUGGACUCCAUGAACCGUUCUACCUUGAAGUGUUGGACCAUUUCGUACUAUGCCAUACCUUCCAAAACAUGUUCAUCGUUGAUGCUCUUAGAGCAUUCCUAUGGUCUUUUCGGUUGCCAGGAGAAUCACAGAAAAUUGAUCGAAUUAUGGAGAAGUUUGCUCAACAAUACGUUGCUACAAAUGAAGGUGUAUUCGAUAACGCUGACACGUGUUUUACAAUUGCAUAUUCAUGUAUUAUGCUCAACACUUUAUUGCACAAUCCGAAUGUCAAAGAUCGACCUACGUUUGAGCGGUAUCAAAGCAUGAAUAAGGAACUUUUGGAAGCUGGCUCAGUUAGCACGGCUACUCUCGCCCAGAUAUACGAUUCCAUUCGGUCUCGGGAGUUUCAAAUACCAUGCGAUGAUGCUGCCCGUCUGGAUAAUGUAUUUCUUCAUCCUGAUCGGGAAGGCUGGUUGUGCAAACAAAGUAGCAGUCAAUUUAUAUCUGGGCCGCUAUCGUGGAAACGAAGAUGGUUUGUUCUAAGCGAUUCAUGCCUGUAUUAUUUCGAUCAGACUACAGACAAAGAACCUCGUGGUAUCAUUCCCUUGCAAAACGUAGGAGUACGACGUGUGGAGUCGGCUUCUCGUCCAUUUAUGUUUGAAAUAUUCUCAUUAUCUGAAGAUGGUCGGAUAAAAGCAUGCAAAACGGAGCAGACGGGUAAAAUGGUCGAAGGUCGGCAUACUGUGUAUCGGAUCUGCGCAUCAAGUGCUGAAGAUCUUAAUGCAUGGUUAGAGGUUAUCGCUGGUGCUGCAACGCACUACCCGUCGCGGCCACGAAGUGCUCAUUAG